Mastomys coucha (southern multimammate mouse) is the source of this 1613-nucleotide messenger RNA. RefSeq names its product Fc fragment of IgM receptor (gene Fcmr). The transcript has 8 exons. Lineage: Eukaryota; Metazoa; Chordata; Mammalia; Rodentia; Muridae. The record is from RefSeq and is a predicted model, not a curated record. Gene Ontology annotation, molecular function: transmembrane signaling receptor activity. Gene Ontology annotation, cellular component: plasma membrane. Bases 184 to 1473 code for a protein of 429 amino acids.
UUCCGCUAUGCUUCACUGGUGUUUUCUCUUUUAGACAAAGGCUAACUAGCAAACAAGACAGAGUAUCAUUUCCUCAUUUUAAGCCCUUGCCACUCAAGGGGAGCCAGCAUAGCUUUCAAGCACCCAGUUGGAGAAGGCUCCCAGGUGAUCGGUGUGUGUCUGCCUCACUCCAGGGCCUCUUGGAUGGGAUCUGGCCUCCAAGGAACCAUGGACCUUUGGCUUUGGUUACUUUACUUCUUGCCAGUGUCUGGGACCUUGAAGGUCCUCCCAGAAGUACAGCUGGAUGUGGAGUGGGGCGGAUCCGUUAUCAUCGAGUGCCCACUCCCUCAAAUACACGUGAGGAUGUAUCUGUGCCGGCAGAUGUCCGAGCCUGGGAUAUGCACCACUGUGGUGUCCAACACCUUUGUCAGGAAGGAAUAUAAACAGAGAGUCACCCUGAAGCCAUGUUUGGAUAAGAAGCUGUUCCUAGUGGAGAUGACACACCUGACAGAAAAUGACAAUGGAGUCUAUGCCUGUGGUUUGGGCAUAAACACAGGCCGAGGCAAGACCCAGAAAGUCACCUUGAAUGUCCAUAACGACUACCCAGAACCAUUCUGGGAAGUUGAAGAGACACCUGAGCCGCCAAGAUGGUUGCAGAGAUUUCAUCAGCAGAUCCCCUGGCUCCAUAUGGGGGAACAUGCCAGCUCUUCUGGAGUCCUAUUCAAAGUUACCACACCAACUCCAAAGACUGAGGCCCCUCCGGUUCACCAGUCCUCCAGCGCCACUUCAGUAACCCGCCAUCCCAGAGUUCAGGGAACAUCUUCUGUAUCAGCUACCAAGUCCCCAGCGCUCCUGCCAGCUACCACAGCCUCAAAGACUUCAACUCAGCAAGCAAUCAAGCCCCUAGAGGCCAGCUACAGUCACCACACCAGACAUCAUGGGCAAAGGACACUCCACCACGGCCCACAGUAUGGGAGAGAAGACCGAAGGCUUCACAUUCCCAUCCCAGAAUUUCACAUCCUGAUUCCGACCUUCCUGGGCUUUCUCUUGCUGGUUCUUUUAGGACUGGUGGUAAAAAGAGCCAUUCAAAGGAGGAGAGCCUUCUCCAGACGCGCGGGCCGAAUGGCGACGAGGAGGCGAGGCAGGGGGGCUUCCCGCCCGUUCCCCGCACAGCGCCGGGCUGCCCCACAGAGGCCGCGCUCGCAGAACAACGUCUACAGCGCCUGCCCUCGGCGCGCACGGGAACCCGACAGCGUGGGUCCAGCGGAGGCUCGGCUCCUCAAUGCCCCAACCUCCGCGUUCCCCGCCCCGCCGCAGGCACUUGAAGCUCCUUGGUCCCACACCCGGUCUCUGAAGAUGAGCUGUGACUACGUGACCUUGGGCCACCAGCCCGCUGUCAACGUGGGAGACCCUGAUUCAGAUGACUACAUCAAUAUUCCUGGCCCAUCUCAUCUUCCUAGCUAUGCCCCAGGCCCCGGAUCUUCAUGCCAAUGAGCCCUGCCUGUUGGCUGACAUCUAGCACAAUUUCCUUAUAGGAUGCUUGUCGCCUCGUACGUCAUAUACCGUAAUUCAACUCUUACCUGACUAUCUGAACGCCUUGGGAAUGGUCAAUUACAGGCUAAUGUUUCACCCCA